Molecule: messenger RNA, 12592 nt
Organism: Cinara cedri
Lineage: Eukaryota; Metazoa; Arthropoda; Insecta; Hemiptera; Aphididae
Source: the annotation of a GenBank genome assembly
AUGUGUAAAAUAACUGUGUGGCGUUUUAUAAAAAAUAAACGAUAAUAAUAAGAUUUUAAUCACUUUAGAUUUGCCAUUUGAACAUAAUCCGGUGUUGAUAAUUAACGAAGAAAUAAGAAUAACCCAAUCAUUAGCUAUUUGUCGUUAUUUAUCUUCGUUAUCUAAUUUAAAUGGUAAUAAUGAUUGGGAAGCUUAUUUGAUUGAUAGCUACGUUGAAAGUAUGUACGAUUUAAAAAGAGGUACGUACAGCGAAUGUUUAAAUGUUUUGUGUGUCCAUAACUACCGAAUUAUGAUAUUAUUUAUGACAAUUUUUGAUUUUUAAAGAAUUUAUAAAGUACGAUGAUGCCGCCGCGAAAGCAAAAAUGGAGUUGAAAAAUCAGUUCACCGAUAUACAGCUCCCAAAUUUUUUGAAAAAAUUCAAUAACAUUGUUGCUAAGAAUAAUAAUAAUAAUCUAUUUGUAAAUAACAAGGUAAUACAUUAUAAAUUAUGCAUGAUAAAUAUAUAUAUAUAUAUAUACUAGCUGUCCCGUCCGACGUUACCCAUGCAAAUUAUUAAUUAUUUAUUUUACCCGUAUUUUUUUUUUUGUUUUUCACCGUGUCGGUAUUGAAUGAAAACAAAUAGGUGGAAAGUGAGUAGUAAACCUUCGGCGGACUAAAAGUGUUUUGUUGUGAUAUUUUUUUCAACUUUUUUAUACCAAAAAUAUUUAAAUUCCUAUUUUUUUUUUUUUUGGGGGGGGGGGAGGGAAGAGUAGAUUUCAAAGGAAUUAAAGCCUAACCUAAUCUAUCGGAGAUUGGGAUCGCUAGACAGUAGGAGAGUACUUGUAUAACCGACCUUCGCUCCGAACCGUUUUUCUUUAGCAAUAGUUUAUCGUAGGUAACAGGUAUAAAUUAUGUAUCCCAUAUUCCUAUCUACAACAGUAGCCACAUCCAUCCCCAGUACAGGAUCUUUUUUUUUUAAUUCCACGUAAUCAAUUGCUCUAAAUAAUUUAAACAAAUUUCCCUAAUUAUUGCAGAUAUGUUUAUUAUAUUCUAAGUAUCCUUGUUUGCACGUUAAAUUAAUAAUUACAUAAACAAAAUUACUAUUUGACACUAGUUACAAAAUGCAGUUUACAUAUCAAAUAUAUACUUAUCGAACGUUAAAAGAAGACGUUUGCAUAUUAUUGAAAGAUCAUAAUUAUUCCACGAACAGAUAUUGUAUGUGUGGUUUUUUGACCACGAAGAAUAAAAUUAAUUUUAUUAUUAUGUUUUACAUUAAUCCGGUUCGUGUCAUUUUAAAUUUUAAAACUCACUCGGAAAUUGACUGCGACUUGUGUUCUACCGAAUGUCCAAGCUAAUUGAGAUAUUGAGUGACAUUCAUUAUAUCUGCUGAAACUGUUAUACUCUGAUAUUACAGACUUAAUAAAACUCAAUACUAUCAUAUUAUCAUAUUAUAAAUAAAAUUUAACGUUUAACAAGGAGACGAAGGAGAUACAAUUUUAAAAAAUUAAGGAAUUUAAACAAAAUUACAGAUAUACAACACUAUACCACAUUCAAGGACCACCUAUAGACACAUUGAUUAUAAUCUAUACAACGUUUUUUUUUACGAAUAAAAAAUAUACAAACCUAUACAUAUCAUUUGAAAGUUAAGAUAUUUAGUACUUACCUAUAUAACUUAUAUCUGCAUAAUAAAAGGCUUUAUUUCUCUCUGUACUUUUAAUGUUAAAAGUAUUAAAAAUGUAAUUGUUAUAAUGGACUACAGGUGUCGGCUAUCUUCAGAAACCUAGCGUAUUGAUUAUUCAACCUACAAUAAUCACUGUGUUAAUUUGUUUGUUACAGAUAUAUGUUUUGUUUGACAUAUUAUCAUGUCGUUAUGCUUUUUGUUACGCUCGUUUUCCAAAAUUUCAUGGAUCUGAAUAAAACAUGUUAUAUGCAUAAUCUUCUUUAACCACAUACCCAACUUGUCUCGGCUUGUUACUUUCAAUUUUAUCUUUUAUUUAUAACGCUCAAGCUAUGUGAAAUUCGAAAUUAUAAUUAUAUAAUAUUGAUUAAUAUUUAACGAAGUUAUUUCACACAGGUUUCAAAAACUUUAAAAUUCGGUUCUAUUUUAUUUUAUUUUUUUUUUACGUAAUUUUCAGUAUAUAUGUAUAUUAAUUUAAGUAUACUUCAUUUCAGGUAACUUGGGCUGAUAUAUACUUUUCCAAGAUUGUUGAAUCCAUAACUAUGAUUAUGAAUAUUGAUUUAUAUCAAUAUACACACUUGCCACUCAUUACGAAAAAAGUAUAUGCUUACGAGUUGGAAAGACUACAAAGCCAUGGUAAUAUGUAUAUAAUGUGACAAUUUGUAUAAUAAUAUAAAUUCUACGAUAUUGAUAAAACUUUUAAUACAAUAUUAUUUUUGUUUAAUGAUAUUAUUUAAGUAUCUAAAGUAGAAUAACCAUAUAAAUAUAUAGAGUGAUUAAUCUAUCGUAAGACACACAUUAUCUCAGAAAGUAUUAACUAUUUUCGGAAUAUUGUUCAAUUGUUUAGUGUCAUAGGCACAACUAAGGGAAAGACUGCUAGAAGGUCUUUAGUCCUCCCAAGUUUAAAAUUAACUAAAAAAAUGUAAUCACAAAUUUUAUUUGUAAAAUAAAAUAACUUAUGCAGCAAGAAGAUACUAUUUCACUUUCAAAUUAAAAUUGAAUUUAAUCAUUUUUUUUAAAGUCCAUAUGAAAAAAAAUGUACAUAGUUCACAUGGUUGGUGGGCCACUGUAGUAGGUGAAAAAUUGAGAAAGUAGAAUAUAUAUAUAUGGGAAUUUAAUUUGUAUCCGUGCGCAACGAUAAACCAUUGUUAACAAAAAACGAUAGUUGUCGAUCGCCCCGGUUUCUCUCAAUUUGAAAAUUGCUAGGAAAAUAAAAAAAUAACCUCGUUAAAGUAUCAAUAAAAUUUCCUUUCAGAAAAGAAACUACACUUGAAAAUCGGAGCAAGACUUCUGGUAGAAAAGUUGUUGACGGAUAAAACCAACUUGCUACGCUCCGAAUUUAAAAAACUGUACUAAUGUUGCCUCUAUGAAAAUAGGACCCGGGUCGUCCCUGGUAACUCUGUUAUUACAAAACUUACAUUAUUAAAUAGGUAGUUAAAGUAUGAUACAUAGUGCGAUGGUAAACGAUACGCCAAAGUCAAACGCAACUACUACCCUAUUCAUAUUUUAUAGUUUAUUUAAACCAGAGGUUCUCAAACUUUUAAUUUUGCGUACCACUUAAAUGUAUUAUGGACCACGUACCACAUAAAAUUAAAAAUUAUUUAUUUCUAUAUAUAUAUAUAUUUCUUUAUAUAUUUAUUUAUUUAUAAUUAAUUAAUUAUUUCAAAACGUUAAAAGUACACUAUAAGACAGUAAAAUACAUCAAUAUAAUAUUAAAAUAUAGUGUGAUAUCCGUUAAAAAAAAAUUUGAACCAAUAUUGAUUUAUUUAUUUUCUGUACCAUGUGGCCUUCUGCGUAUCACCAUGUGGCCUACCACGUACCGCAGUUUUAAAACUGCUGAUUUAGACAAACACAUUUGUAAUCACCAAUUUUACUUUUGUAUUAUGUAUGUUGUAUAACAUACUUAAACGAAUUAUUAUAAUGUGUAAAGAAAACAAUCGGACAGAUAAAUAAAAUUAGUAAGUUUUUAGAAUAUUAAUUAAGCACCUGCUUGUCAUCAUUAUUGGUCCCGCACGUAGUUAUGUUCACAUAUAAACAAUUGAAUUAACUCCUCAAUGUUCAAACAAAAAUUCCCUGUAAAUUUAAAUUUAAUAUGGGUGUCCGUGCCUAUUUUUAAAAAUGCCUAGUAAAUUAUUGUAUUAGCAUAAUAGAUUAAUAUAUUUUUAUUACUAUGCCAAUGUACGUAAGUGUUCUCUUCAAUUAUAUAAAGGUCCCCAUCAUCUAUUAAUUUUGUAUCAUUCAUCUAUUUAUUACAUAAUUUAUAUUAUUCAACCGUUACCAAAUUAUCAAUUGGCUCGGUUUUUAUCUGGCACUAUAUUUACUUAAUAUUUUAGAAAUAAUUUUCCAAUAAACCUAUUAUUUUAUCUAUAAAUUCAAAUAACUACUAUUUAUUCUACGCUGUAACAAACGACCAUUACAUGCGUUAGGUUUUAAUUUGUUUGUUUUUUUUUUUUUUUUGUCACAGAAACUUUUGAAUUAACCGAUGAAACUAAAUUCGAAGUUCUAUCAAAUGAACAAAAUGAAGACGUGACUAAGCCUAUUCGGUUUUUACUUAAUGACAUGCAACGAUCUUUCAACGAGUCGUUUUAUGAUGAUUUUGCAUGGGAUUUUAAUUUACAAAAAAGUAAGUUAUUUUCAUUAGCACUAUUCAAACGCGCCGUGUUGCCAUACAAACGAUGCUCCACUACCCAGCCGUAUAAGUGGAAUAUCUCAUCAACGGAAUGAUAGAAAUUAAACUUGUAACUUAAAAUGUAUUUAUACUAAAACUUCAUCUAUUUAUGAAAUCUUCAGUAUAAGUUCCUAUUUGCAAAUCAAUAGUGAUUCCAUAUUCAAAACUAAGGGUUAUCAAAAUAUGGACAAUGUAAAAUGUUUGAAUAACUAUUCAAAAUAUUCAAAAAAGUCAUUUUUUUUAAAAAAAAAUAAGUACCUAUUUAAUGGAAAAUUUGAAUGCAUCAUAUUAUGAUAUUCUGAAAAAUCAAUUUUAUAAAAUAAAAUUAUAAAACAAUCAGUUUUUUACGGAAUGUUUUUAACAUUUAUAAAUGAUAAUAUCGCAUUUACAAUAUUGCACUCAACACAUACACUAUGUACAGCUGUGCGCGCUUACAUAUAUAUUUAUAUAUAUACAUGUAGGUAAAUAUUACUGUAAUAUUUUACAUCGAGUGUCUACUAUUAAAGGAACGUACCUAUCAACCAAUUCCUAAAUUAAAACAUUAAACCGACGUAAAAUAUAAUACGCUUGUUUAAUGCUAACACGGUACACAUUAAUGAUGACAGUUUAUGUAGGAGCGAUAUGUUAACAUAAUAAAAAUACAUAUAUAUUAAUUAUAAAUAUAACCGUUUUAGGUAGGCAGUAUGCGAAUACUCCGGUGUUGAUAAUUGACUACGAAAUAAAAAUAAACCAAUCACCAGUGAUUUGUCGGUUUUUAGCAGCACAUUCUAGUUUAAAAGUCAAUAAUGACUGGGAAGCAUAUUUGAUUGAUAGUCACGUUGACAGCAUGCUCGAUUUACGGAGAGGUACGAGGAAAUCCUUAAACGUUUUGCCGUUUUGUGUGCAUAAAAUUAGAAAAUUAUGACAUUAUUGAAAGUUUUUAUUUUUAAGAAAUCAUUAAGAUCAUUAAGAUCAACGAUGAGAAUGACGAAAAAAUCGCACUCAAGUCGAAAGAACGGUUUUUACAAACACAGCUUCCAAAUUUUUUGAAAAAGUUUAACAACAUAGUUGCUUUUAAUGGCAAUUAUUUCGUUAAUGGAAAGGUAAUACAUUAAAAAUGCUACAUCGUUUGUGGAUAGAUUAUAUAUACAUAAUGAUUAUAAUUGAUAUUACUUUUGGGCGAUGUAUAAAAAAUAAUAUACGAACCUAUUAUGUGGCUAUAUUCUAUAUAUAUAUCAUUUUAAAGUAUAUUUAGUGUUUACCCGAAAUUUAUGUCUACAUAAUUUAGCACUUUGUUUCAUUAGGGGCAUUAAAUAAAUAAUACAAAUCGAAAUUUUGCUACGCUCGUUUUCCAUAUAACUACAUGGACACAAACAAAGCAUAUUGGCCAUACUCUUCUUACAGUCCUCUCACAGCAUACCCGAAUUGUCUCAACUUGUUAUUUUUAAUUUCAUUGUCUAUUUAUAGUAAUUAAGCUCUGUGGAAUUCGAAAUCAUAUAAUUAUAUAAUAUUAAUGUAAUUCAGUUCAACGAAAUUAUUUCACACAGGUUUUUUAACCUAUUAAGAUUCAUUUCUAUUUCAUUUUUAGUUUUUGAGCGAAGAAGUUCAAGGUUUUACAAGGUUUAUUUUUUAUUUUUUAUUUUUCUGUGGACAACUUUUCUACCUGAAAUCUUGUUACGAUUUUUAAGUGUAGCACAUUUCUAAAAGGAAAUCGGACUGGAGAGGUACUUUAAAGAGGUAAUUUUUCAAUUUGCCCAAGAGUUUUCCCAAUAAAUGGGAAAAACCUGGGGAAAACAUGGGAAAAUCAUAAGAUAAAUGGAAAAAAAAAGUACAAAUACUAUUAAAGAACAUUAUUAUACAAUGUCUAUUUAAUUAUUUUACCAUAAUAUGGCAUAUAUAAUAUAUAUUGCUGACCAAGCUACAAUAUCAACUGAACUCCUCUCAAAAUCGUUUUUUCGUUACCAAUGGCAUAUCGUUGCUCACAGAAUACACAUUAAAUUUCCCCUCUACUAUCUUUCCAACUUCUCACCUACAACAGUGGCUGCUCCCACGUGUGAAGUGGCCCGACUUUUUUCCUAUUAAACAUUAAAUUAUCAUACAUGUUUAAUUAUAUCGAUGUUAUUUGGCAUAUGCAUGUGUGUAUCUACUUACAUUCGAAUAAAACGAGAUGGUAAAUUAUUUAAUUUAAACAUUUUAAAUAUAAUUUGUUUGGAUUGUUAUUGGAUACUAAAAAUAAAAAUUAUAACCCAUACUUGAAUGUCGACUGAAACGAGCGUAUACUUCAAUACAAAGAUGUUUAUAACUUUAACACUGAUGUGUAGUAUGAUUUAUAACAGUUUACUUGGGCUGAUGUAUUCUUUGCCGGUAUUAUUAAUUUCUUACACCAUUUUACGGAAUUUGACGCAUCGUUAAAAGGAUACGAAAACUUAUCAACCCUCGUAAAAAGAGUAAGAAAUAUCGAUUUGUCAUUACAGCACAAUUAUGGUAAAUAUAUGCAUAUGAAAAUUUGUAUUCUAAUAUCAAUUCUAUAAUACUGACAAAUGUUUGAUAAAAUAUUAUUUGUUGUUUGAUUAUAAAAUGUAAGUGUCUAAUAAAACUCCUAAAAAACAAAACAAGGUUUUAAAAUAAUCAGUAUAUUCUUGUUAUUCAAUAACUUUCUACGCAUAUAUAUGCAAAAUAUGUAUACCUAAGUGUAUACAUAUAUUUUCAUUUAUUAAAUUUGACAUUGUAUGUUCGGAAUGAAUAUUUGUUUUUAAAAUAAACUAUAGUCUCGAUUUCGAUAAUAGGCACUUGGUUGAAAAUUGUUUACUACAUUUAAAUGAAUAAUUCUGUUCGAAUUUUAUUUUUGGACCAGUAAGAACGACCAUUAAUUAUAAUCAAUGGAACGAAUUAUCUUGAUCCAAUUUUAUAUAUUUUGUAUGACAAUAAACUACAUAUUAUUAUUAAUUUUUUGAUUAAUUCGUGGCUUAAAAAUAUAAUCGAAAAAAUAUAAAACAAUUUCAAACAGUUAGAAAAAGCUCAAAAAUCUUGAGAUAGGAAUAUUAUGGGAAAAUAUAAAACACGAUUUAAUUAUUUAAUUAUUGAACAUGUACAAAACAAUAAACGCGUAUAUUUUUACAAUCGGACAAACGAAAUAUUGAAUUAUGAAAACUCGUAUAUAUCAUUUAUGUGAUAUUUCUAACUUUUUAGAGUUAUUCGAGAUAUUUCAUAUCAGGUACCUCUGCUAUUACAAAAAAAAAAAAUAUAUAUAUUAUUAAAUAGUUGAAGUUUGAUAAUCGCAAUCAGGGGCAUGUCCAUGAUUUUAUUUUGGGGUGGUUUUAAUUUUUAAACGUUAAAACGUUUAAAAAUUUACAACUACAUUAUUAAAAUAGGUAGGUAAAAAUCUAUAUAAGUUUAUACAUAAAAACCCGUAAUCAUUUUAUAUUGCUGUUAAAUAUUAUAAACACAUUUUAUAAAGUUAUAAUUAUAAAUAAUAAAAUUAGCACAUAUAUGAUAUGUAAAUUAUAAUAAUUAAAAAAAACAUUAAUUACAUUAUAUUUUUACAUAAUAUUUUUCAUAGUUUAUAAUAGGUAGUAUGUAUGACAUCUUGUUUGAAGACGAAGCAAAUUUUUAAUCUAAAUUGUCUGGGUCUACUGACGUAAGCUUGAAAAAGACCGUUAUGCUGUCGCAGUUAAUACUGGAAGAGUGAUUAAAAUUUCAAGAAUUUUUUUUUAUAUUUAGAUAAAAUGUAUCGUCUAACAAGUUUAUGGUUUUAUAAAAAAAAUAAGGUUAAAAAUUAAGGAAGUGAAUUUAGGGGUGAUCUGAACCCCCAAAACCACCCCCUGGGCAUGUCCCUGAUCGUAAUACAAUAGUGGCGAUGGUAAACGAUACGCCAAAUAUAAGAUCAACUACUCCCCUAUCCAUUUUUUUUAUUAUUUAUUUACGUAAAUACAUUUGUAAUCACAAUGUUACUUCUGUUUUUAUGUACAUUGUGUAACAUACUUAAACAAAUUAUUAUAAUGUAUAGAUUAUAAAACAAACGGAGAAAUCACUAUAAUAGGUAAGUUUUUAGAAUAUUACCUAAACAAUUGAACAAACUCCUCAAUGUUUAAACAAAAAUUCAUUUUAAAUUUAAACUUUAAGUGAAUGUGAAUGUCUUUUAAGUUAAAAUACCUAAUAAAUUACAGUAUCAGCAUAAUAGAACAAUAUUUCUAUUAUGAUGCUAAUGUAAAUGUUCUCUUCAUUUAUAAAAAUAUCCCCAUUGUCUAUUCAUUUUUUAUCAAUCAUCUAUGUAAAACAUAACUUAUAUUAUUCAAUCAUUACCAAAUUAUGAAAUGGUCCCAGUUUUUAUCUGUAACUGUAUACGAUAUUUACUUGAAAUUUUUCCAAUAAACCUACAAUUAUUUUAUUUAUAUAUUCAAAUAACUACUUUUUUUUUUUCUAAGCUGUUAAUAAAUGAACAUUGCAUUUGUUAGAUUUUAAUUUUAAAUGUUUUUGUCACAGAGGCUUUUGAAUUGACCAGAACAACUAAAAUUGAAAUUCUUUCCAUUAAUGCAAUCACUGCAGACAUGCCUCAACCUAUUAAAUAUUUACUCAAUUCCUUGGUAUUCUCGUUUGAUGAAACGAUAUACGAUAACAAAGAAUUAUGGAAUGAUAGCAUAACAAAAGGUAUUAUUAUUAUUGUUAUUAUUGUUAUUGUUAUAAAAUGUGGAAAAUCGUUAACUAUGAAAUUAAAAAUGACCACACCGUUAAUAUAUCUUAAAUUCAGAGUGUAGUGAAGAAUGUAUUGAUUUACAAAGAUGUUUAUUUUUUUUUAUGUUAAGACUUUUUCUACCAGAAAGCUUACUCCUAUGUAUAUAAUGUAGACCCUUUUUUGAAACGAAAUUUUUUUCUGUGGACAACAUUUCUACCAGCAAUUUUGCUCCGAUUUACAAUAAUAGCACUUUUUCUGAAAGCAAAUCUAACUGGGAAGACACUUUAAGGAAAUAUUUGUUUUGAUUUUCCCAAAAGUUUUCCCAGUGAAUGUGAAAAAUCAGGAAAAAACAUGGGAAAACGUAUAAAAAAAGGGAAAUUCAGUACUAUAUUAAACAGAUAUUAUCAAAAAAAAUGCCUAUUGAAUUAAUUAAUUAAUCAUAAUAUGCCAUAUAUAUAUAUUGUUGACAAAGCAUCACUAUCAACUAAACUCCGCUCAGAAUCGUUUUUUCCUUAGCAAUGGUUUAUCGAUGCCUACGGAUAUACAUUACAUUCCCUUCUGUAUCAUAACUCCCAACUUCUUACCAACAACAAUGGCUGCACAUAGUAUAUGAUCUAAAGGCUUCGACCACGUGCGAAUUAUAUCAGUCUUUUUUAUAUUAUAUUUUUAUUUUUAUCAUCUAUUGAUGGAUUUUUUCUAGGAUUCUAGUGUUCUAUAUGAAAAUCAAAAGUUGAUAGUAAUUUACCUUCUAAAAAUAAAGUAUGAACAAAUUAGGACAAUGUAACAAUAUGUAGAAUAUAAUAUGGUUCUAAAUAGCUUAUACUUGAGUCAUUUUUGAAAGAAAAAAAAAUAGUAUUUCUUGGAUAAUUUGACGGUAGCGUAAUUUAUGGGUAUUAAACAGGUGUCCGGACUAAUGGGGUCUGGAUUAAUGAGAUUUUACUAUAUACAUAAUAUAUGUUUACUUAUUCGCGAUGCUAAUAAAAUUUUGAACUGUAGUAAUUUAUUAGAUAUUUUAUAUAAUAAUAUUAGACAAACCUCCUAAGUGCUUUUAAAAAUAUUGUUUUGUUUUACCCUGUACUACUGCAACUACUUGUAAGUACAUUGAAUAUAGUAUUUUUUUAAUGUAAUUAAUUUAUAAUUGAGUGAAAACUACAUUUACUAAAACUAAUAUUUACAUUUCUCCAGGCCCAAAGCCACGGGGGCAAAUGGGGACAUGGCCCCCUAGACCCUAGACCCGUUUGUUCCCUCCCUUCACAAGCAUUUUUCUCGAAAGACGAUAUAUUUAACAUAUAAAAGGUUCUCAAACUUCUUUUAUACCUCACAAUACACUAUGUCAGUUGAAAUUUAUAAAACUGCUAUGUGGUAUUGAAUAAACGAUGAAACAAUAAUGAUAAUGUUAUAAUUUAUUUUUUUAGGUAUGCCAUUUGGACAGACACUGGUGUUUAUAAUUAACAAACAAAUGAGAAUAACCCAACCAAUAGCUAUUUGUCGUUAUUUAGCUUCGUUAUCAACUUUAAAUGGCGCUAAUGAUUGGGAAGCUUACUUAAUUGAUAGCCUUGUUGAAAGCAUGAACGAUUUAAAAAGAGGUAGAAAUAUUUUAUCGUUUGGCGUAACUACCAAUAACUCUACUGAAUUAUUAUAUUAUUGAAAAUUUUUAUUUUCAAAGAGUUUAUAAAGCAUAUUUCCAAAGACGAUGAUAAAACAUCAAUGAAGUUGGCACAAGAAUUUAUCGAAAUACAGCUUCCGUGUUUUUUAAACAAAUUUCAUAACAUAGUUGCUCAUAAUAAUGAAUUCUUUGUUAAUGGAAAGGUAAUUAUGUUAUAAAUAAUACAUAAUACAUAAAUAGAUACUUAUAGGUAUAGAUUGAUUACAUUCUAUAUAAUAUGUAGGUGGGUAUGUAUUGUACACAAAAUAUACGAACAUAUCAUGUAGGUACCUACUAUGGCUAGGCUAUAUUUAUUUCAUUCUAAAGUGAGAACAUUUAGUAAGUAAGUAUCUACCUACCUAUCUAACUACCUGCAAGUUAUAACUAUAUCAUUUAUAAAAUUGUCUCCUUACGCUAUUUUAUAACAGCGUGGAUUUUUUAAACCCUGAACGUUUAGAGACGACUUUAGAGUUAUUUGGAGGCAUGUGUAGGUUUUAAUUCAGCCGUUCUUGCCAUACAAUGGAACGGAACCACAGACGCUAGAAUUUUGCUAAAAUUUGGAUUUAAUAACAUAAUUCUAAAUAUGACUGCAUACGACGAUAAUAAUAAUAAUAAAUAUUAUCUUAAAAUUCCAAAUUUAAGCGAUAACAGUCUUAUUUUAACAUAUUGUCUCGGCUACGUUGAAAAAAUAGAAAGAUAUCUUUCACUAUCGAAACAGAAUUAUUCAACAACAGCUUCUUCAGUCGAUGUAAGUUCGGAAAUAGAAGCCUCUGAAAAUGUAAAUGGUUCAACAGCUUAUUGUAUUUUAAUUCAUGAUCGUGUUGUAGAAUAUAUACCAUUAACUAGAGAAGUAACAAAACUUGUAUAAUAGUAUUUAAUAAAAACAUAUUUGUCCGUGUACCUUUUAUUCUCGGACUUUUUGACCGAUUCCCAACUCGUGUAUACGUUAAAAUAUGCCGGGAUCCAACUCGAACUGCCGAAUUGUUUCUUUCAAACCGGUAUGCUCCAGUGAUGCUCUAGAAGGAAUGUUAAACUUGGUGGCACAACCCGACAGUUGAAUUGCCAUAGGUGUAAAUCUGUUUUAUAAUACCUACAUAUUGUAAACGUUUGUUUUAUCUAGUGAGCUCGGAGUGGGUUUCGAAUAGCCAAUAGAGUUUUCGCAAUUUUUCUUUAAUCUGUACCAAUUUUAUUUUGAAGAUGUGCACCGUGGUGUUUCAAACCUAAACGUGAGUCGAGAUGCAUUUUGCUAAAUCUUUUUGUGGGAUUAAUGUUUGAUUCGUCAAAAUUUGGAGGUGAACGGUUUUUCGUAGCGUACAGUUAACGUGUACGUACCGAUUUAUCACCAUUUAUCAUAGUUUUCCAACGUCUCGUCUAAACAAAGAUGUUGUCAAUUGACUUUUGUAAGUUAUCAAUUGCAGUUAUAAUCGAUUCUUACCUACGUGUCGACAAAAUUACCGUAUAAUUGGCAAACAUAGCUAUUGAUGUUAUAUCAACCGCGCAGAGUAGGUACAGAAUAGGUCCGAAAACACUACCUUGUGAUACCUAUUCCAGCUAAGAUAUUUUUCCAUUCAGUUACCAACUUCUUCAUGUAUGACUCAGAAUGACGGUCGGUCAAGUAGGAUUCAAAAAGUGCACUCCAGGUAUGUGGCAUUUGUUCAAGCAGUUUUAUGAGAAAUCCCUUGUACGAGACUUUAUUAAAAGCUUAAGUUAGGCCAAUGAAGACUCCACAGCAAUACUUUUUUUUCUUCAAAAGCUUUACUUAUCAUGUUAAUGAUUAGACGUCAUUGAUCAAAUAAAUCACCUUUAAUAUUAAAGAGAUAGCGUAUUCUUUAGUAUAUCUAUCAUAUGUAUAAUUUUAAUACUUUUAUUAGUACCUACAUUUUGUUUCAGCUAACUUGGGCUGAUGUUUACUUUGCCGAGCUUGUUAAUCAUAUAGCUCUAUGUACGGGAGACGAUAAAUAUCACACAUAA